This is a messenger RNA of Chilo suppressalis (striped riceborer), 759 nucleotides long. The record is from the annotation of a GenBank genome assembly. NCBI's taxonomy places the organism in Eukaryota, Metazoa, Arthropoda, Insecta, Lepidoptera, Crambidae.
GAAAAAGUGGAGUUAUUAGGAUUGCAAAUUAAGGAAGAACUCGACAAAAGUCAGCUACUGCUUUUGAAGAACGCGUUCGACGCCUUCGACCAUGAGAAAAAGGGUGUCAUCAGUACAGACAUGAUCGGCACCAUCCUAGAAAUGUUGGGCCACGAGCUGGAUGAAGACACACUCAAGGAGAUCAUUGAUGAAGUCGACCAAGACGGUUCUGGGGAGUUGGAAUUCCGCGAGUUCUGUUCGCUGGCCGCUAAGUUCUUGACGGAAGAAGAGGAAGACGACGAAGCUAUGCUGAGAGAACUGAGGGAGGCCUUCAGAUUAUACGACAAAGAAGGUAACGGAUACAUCACCACCGACGUUUUGAAAGAAAUCUUCAGGGAGCUGGACAACACCAUCAAUGCUGAGGAGCUGGACACGAUGAUUGAGGAGAUCGAUUCUGACGGCUCAGGCACUGUGGACUUUGACGAAUUCUUGGAGGUGAUGACGGGAGAAUAAAUGACUUUCACAUACCUAUCUACAUAUGAAAUUAUAUAUAUUUUUAAGUAUUAUUUGUAAAUAAAAUUACUUUGUGAUAAUUUUAAUUAAGUAAGCAAAACCUUACUAUUUAAUUUUUAUUUACCGACCAAAACACAUUUUCUGAGACGCCAAUGUUAAUGUUGAAUGUCUCGUGAUAAAUGUGAUUUGAUGAACCAUAAAUUAAAUUAGUGUAAGUACUUAAACUGAUAAAUACUGCGCGCAGUUUAUUAUUUUAUUAAUAAAAAC